CCACAAAAGUUAACGGGAAAUUUUUUUUUAAAUAAAUAGAUACAUAAGAACAAUAGCAAAAGUGGUCAUGCACAAUACUUACUAGACAUUACACAACUCGGUAGCAAUCAACAAAAAGAUACAUUUUUAAUGAGCGCUGCAAAACUGCAUGGCAUUAAUGACGCAUUGUUCCAAGCACAUUUUGAAUCGAAACCAAAGCAAGUACAUAUGUAUAUACAAUAUAUAUAUAUAGUCAUGUAUAUAUACGGACAGACCUACAGAUAUACAUGUAUGCCAAGUAAAAUACAGACAUAAGCAUUCUUAAGCAGAGCAAAGACAGGAAACAAAAGGCCAUUUAUUGCAUCACCAACAAGAGAAUAAAAACAAAAGCAGAAAACAACUCAACACAAAAACAAAACAUGUAUUUUUAAGAUUGUACAUAGAUCUAGACAACUACGCUUAUAAUGACAACUAUAAUUCAUACUGAAACACUUAUUUAAACAACAAACACGAUUCUUACACGAGUCAGAGAGAUUUUUGAAAUGAACACCGUGCAAUACUAAUUAAUAAAUUAGUUUUAAAAAAAACCAAAAAAAAAUAUAUAAAAAAAAUCACAAAAAAAUAAAAACCCAAACACACACAGAAGCAACUAGAAAAUUAUUAGAGACGCCAAAGAUAUCCAAAUUACGGUCAAAGUGCGGAUGAUCGAGCAAAGUGAAACAUUCUACAAGAGAGUUGCAGUAGCGUGAGAAGGGGAGUACAAAAGAUAGAGAGACCGAAACACGUAACCGUUACACCAGUAGCGAGUGUUGUCAAAAUGCAUAUUGAAAUACAAGUGGCUUUAAAUUUUGUCAUAUCCUAUCUGUAUAACAAAUUGCCACGCCGUCGAGUAAAUAUAUUUGGUGAGGAAUUAGAGAAAGCACUGCGUGACAAAUUCCAAGGACACUGGUAUCCGGAGAAACCCUUCAAGGGCUCCGCGUAUCGCUGCCUCAAAACCGGAGACCCCAUUGAUUCGGUUUUGGAACGUGCAGCACGUGAAAGUGGCGUACCAAUAAGCGACAUACUUGAGAAUCUGCCCAAUGAGCUAUCUGUGUGGGUCGAUCCAGGUGAAGUGUCCUAUCGCAUUGGCGAGAAGGGAGCAGUAAAGAUACUCUACACGGAGAAUAAUGAGAAUCAUGAGGACAGCACCUCGGCAGAUCGUGAGGUUACGAAGACCUUCAAUCCUGAGGCUCAAUGCUUUCGGCCCAUCGAUGCAGUGAACACCACCAUGAACAACCUGAGCUUAAGCCCGAAAGCAGCACUCCCCAAAGCAGUAGGCUCUUCACCCCACUCGGCCUCAUCGAGCUCGCCCACCUACAAGGGCAGUCCCAAUCCUACGAGUGGCACCACCGUCGCCUCCGGCAACAACUCGUCCGCAUUCUUACAGCGCGCUGCUCAGGCACCCUUGACCUUUACAACCGCUACCUUUGCCCAGACCAAAUUCGGCAGCACCAAGCUGAAGACCAGCUCGAAGCGUACCAACAGCAGCUCCUACCGCAUGUCGCCCACUGAGUUCUCGAACUAUAUUAAACAACGUGCCAUGCAACAACAGCUACAUCAUGGCCAUGGUGUCAACUCGUCGGCAUUUGGCUCCCUGGGCGCAGUCUCGCCUGCACGCUCAAUAUCUCCCAAUCCGCUCUCCUUGGGGCUCAAUCAGACAGCGGCUGCUGCUGCGGCAACGGCUGCCCCCGAAUCUUUCUACUAUCCGAAUAUUGCAAUGGGACUCUAUCCACCGUUCAAUGCGGGACAACAGCGCAGUCUCUACGAAGGGCAUUUUAAUGGCUCAGAUGCUAAUGCCGCUGGAAUGUUUGCUGCCAAUAAUCCGGCGGUUGCAGCUAAUAACAAGUUUAGUACUUAUCUGGAGCCGUGCUUUUAUCCCAAUGCCAAUGGCCCUGCAACUGCAACACCAGGCACUCCGAUGGCUACAAGACUCAGUCAGCAGCAGCAACAACAGGGACAGCAAAACAUAAGCAAUAUGGCGCGUGCCAACAGUAACGACAGCAACUUUGGACUGGAGAUCGAUGCUGGCACUAUUGGCGCCGCCACCACGAACAUUAAUAACUCAAAUGUUACGGCCGAGGACAUUGCCUUAAAUAUCCGUGAAAUGAAUCCUACCGAAUCCUCAGCAGAUAGCAGCCCCAUUGCCACGCCCACUGUUUGCGUUGUUCCUACAUUAACGGCUGCUGCAGCUGCUGCUGCUGCCGCUGCCGCCGCCUCCACUGCUACCACUUCAUCAUCAUCAUCUGGUUCGGCCUCUGCCGGAAGCAGCAUCAGCAGCAGCAGCAACGGCAGCAGCGGCAACGAAGACUCUUCUGGAUCAGCGUCCUCCUCCUCCGCAGCCGCUGCCGCCGCCAGCAACAACAAACUCAUCGAUGGUCUCAAUUCAUUCUAUGGCAGUGGAUCCUCCUAUCAGCAACUUUUAGUCGCCAAUUAAAUGCAGCUGCAACUCCCUGCAAUGGAAUAGAGACAACAACAGGAAAAGCAACAAUUACAACAAACGAUAGAAAUGCAACUCGAAAUCUGUUGAAGCUAAUAACGAUAGAUCAGAAGAAGCCAUUACCACCUAAAACCAAAACUAGCUAGUGUUAUACAUAUGUAUGUACGUUGUAUUAGUUGCCGACCUAAUAAUUGUUAUUCUACUUUUUAGAACAUUUGUACUAUGCAUACGGCAUAC
Molecule: messenger RNA, 2692 nt
Organism: Scaptodrosophila lebanonensis
Lineage: Eukaryota; Metazoa; Arthropoda; Insecta; Diptera; Drosophilidae
Gene: Tob
Product: protein Tob1
Exons: 5
Coding region: 797-2452 (551 amino acids)
Biological process (GO): regulation of gene expression
Cellular component (GO): nucleus; cytoplasm
Molecular function (GO): transcription corepressor activity
Source: RefSeq, a predicted model, not a curated record